This is a messenger RNA of Microthlaspi erraticum, 435 nucleotides long. The record is from the annotation of a GenBank genome assembly. NCBI's taxonomy places the organism in Eukaryota, Viridiplantae, Streptophyta, Magnoliopsida, Brassicales, Brassicaceae.
AUGCCUCUCCUUGAGCAGCUCCAAGCCUACAAGGUCACAGCUUACAACACUAGGCACCAAAGAGGAAGAAAGCUUAGUGUUGGAGGGGUGAUCACACCAAUUCUUUGUGCAGCAGGAGUUCAAGUGGACAAGAGAAGGUCUACUCCACCAGGUUGGAUGGACAUCAAGUUUUGCAAGACCAACCUCCUCAUUGAGCACAAGGAAUUGGAUGGGAGAUUCCAAUUCAAGUUCACACACCCCACGGCUGGACUCUCCAAGCUUCUUCUGCCCAACCCUGAGCUCACCACGGUCCUAGGAGGUACAAACAUUGACUUCAGACCCCCUGUGUACACUUUGUUGGGCAUGAAGCAGAUUUGCAAGAAGAAGAGAUCGAGCUCGAUCGAGCUGAGGAUCGAGCUGAGGCUCAAGCUGAAGAUGAGUGCAGGAAAGCGCUGA